This is a messenger RNA of Myzus persicae (green peach aphid), 2123 nucleotides long. RefSeq names its product fork head domain-containing protein crocodile-like. The record is from RefSeq and is a predicted model, not a curated record. Bases 673 to 1959 code for a protein of 428 amino acids. Lineage: Eukaryota; Metazoa; Arthropoda; Insecta; Hemiptera; Aphididae. Gene Ontology annotation, biological process: anatomical structure morphogenesis; regulation of transcription by RNA polymerase II; cell differentiation. Gene Ontology annotation, molecular function: DNA-binding transcription factor activity, RNA polymerase II-specific; RNA polymerase II cis-regulatory region sequence-specific DNA binding. The transcript has 2 exons.
GGUGACCGCGCCGCACCCCGUGGCCGGGCGGCUCGUCGUCUGCGCUCGCGGGGAGGCGACAGCCCGGUUGGCCGGUGGGCGUGCUCCGGCCCGGCCAACCGGAGGCCGCUCUCCGGACGUCCGGGGGUGGCGGCUGACCGCGUCGUACGCACUCGGCGACGUGCGGGCGUGAUGACGACUACGACUGCGACUGCGACUGAGCUGACGGCUACGCGGUGACGGUGGUGCGUGCCGGCGACAGUGUAAUAAUUUUUUCGGGUUGUUUUCGUUUGCGCGGCGGUGCACAGUCAGUCCGCGCGCGCGCGGGUUUGUUGUCGUUGCGUAUUGUUUUCAUUGCAAACAUUUCCACGGAAAGGCCGUCGUGUCUCGCGUGUUUCUCUAGUACGGACGACCCGCGAACGGGUAAAUAUAUAUAUAUAUAUAAAUAUAUAUAUACAAAUAAAUAUCACGCACACCUAUCGACCGAUAUUUAUACAUAUAUAUAAUCUUGAUUGGACACGGAGUAAUAACAACAGUAAUAAUAAAAAUAAAAAACACUUUUGUCGUUUAAAAUAAAUAAGUUUUUUAAAAAAAAAUUGUUUUCGCUGUUAUACCUACAACGCAUAAUAUUACUAACAUCAUCAUCGUCGUAGUGAGUGGUAUUAUUGUAUUACAUAAUAAUAUAUUAACAUCAUGCACACGCUGUUCGGCGACCAAAACGCGUACUACCGGACGGGCAUGUACCCGGGCACGUCCAACCCGGCCGCCUAUCCCGGUGCUUACGAGCAGUACGCCCGGUAUGGAUAUAACCCGGCGGCAGGUUACCAGGCGUCGCACCACCAUCACCACCAUCACGUGGUGUCAGCUGCUGCGGCCGCUGCUAAGGACAUGGUCAAGCCACCGUACUCAUACAUCGCCCUGAUAGCGAUGGCCAUACAGAACGCGUCGGACAAACGGUGCACGCUCAACGGAAUCUACCAGUUCAUCAUGGAGCGGUUCCCGUACUACCGCGAGAACAAGCAAGGCUGGCAGAACUCGAUUCGACACAAUUUGAGCUUGAACGAAUGUUUCGUCAAGCAGCCGCGUGACGACAAGAAGCCGGGCAAGGGCAGCUAUUGGACGCUGGACCCGGACUCGUACAACAUGUUUGACAACGGGUCGUACCUGCGGCGCCGGAGACGGUUUAAGAAGAAGGACGCCCUCAAGGAGAAAGAGGAGGCCAUCAAGCGGCAACAGGAGCUCAUGCUGAAGAAGGUUACCGAGGAACAGUGCAAGUUGCUAUUGCACGGUAGCGGUGGCGGCGUCAAGGAACUGAUGCAAGUCGACUGCAACAAGCAGCCGAAAAAAGAGCCGGGUGUACCGCCACCGUCCACUCCGCACCAGUCAGCCGGGAGUGACCCGGCCGCGCCACCGACGUCCGGUGGUCCUACCUCGUCAUCGGCACCACCGCCACCGCCUCCCGCGUACCAUCAGCACCACCAUCACCUACAGUACGACAACGAUCACCAGGACGAUUCACCGUCGGCCGCCACAGGCAACCACCUUCACCAUCACCAUCACAGGUACAUGACCACUCCGGCAGCCGCGGCCGCUGCUGCAGCUGCAGCAGCCGCCACCGGUGACCACCACCACAACCAUGGAGACGAGUUCGCCUCGCACCAUCACCAGUAUGUGGCCGCGGCCGCAGCGGCCGCAGCAGGCCAUCACCGGGCACCCGGCUGGUACAGCGCAGAUCCGUCCGACUUUUUCGACGCCGUCGUGCCCAACCCGGUGGCCGCAGCCACAGCAGCCGGUUGUGGGUUCCGCAACUCUCAACACUCCACCCCUGGCACCCACACACAGCUACACAACUACUAUCAACUACAGCAGCAGCAACAGCAGCAACAACAGCAGCAGCAACAACAACAACAACAACAACAACAACAGCAACAACAGUCGCACGACGGCAAUUCAACAGUCAAGUUUUCGUCACAACUAUAACGACGACGACGACGACGAAGACGACGACGGGGAAGGGCGGGCUGCUGCUAUUGCUGUCAGACGAACAAAUUGUACUCGUCCGCGUGAGAAGCCAGAAAGACGCGUCGCGCGCCGCGACCGAGACGAUUGUGCCGCAGGAAGACGAGAGAGAGAGGAAAAAAAAA